AUGAUAGUGCCAGCGCCGCAGUCCCUGCCCGUGGUGCCGGUCCGUGCGUCAGUGACUCCUCACAGACGCCGGUACACCUACUACAACAAGAUGUUCGCCCCAAUAACGUACACCCUGCCGUCACCGCUCACCAAUCUCAAGGAUUCAUAUUUCAGAAAACAACUUGCGCAACGUAUACAAUAUGAGUUUCCGGGAAUUACUGAAGAAAAAGUCAAGGAGUUAGUUCCGAACAAAUCAAAUGUUAGUUAUAUGGAGUUAGUGCUUCACUCUGGAGACACUGCAGGAGUGUAUGUGAUGGAUGGAGUACCCAUCAUGAUCGAUCUCGGUGAAAGUUUGAUCCCAACUGUCUGUGCUCUGUGGAAAGCCCCAGAUUUGGUGCCCAUUAUUUGUAUACACACCCCAGUUCUAAGUAAGAUCCAAGGAGGGGCCCCUCUGUAUGUUCCUGGUGUGAACACUCACGGUCAGUUCCCCCAGUAUCCUUCAGGAGCAUUGGUAGCUGCUUGUACCGGGGACAAUGCCGCUGCCUGUAUAGUUGGACGAGCCACAAUAUCCUCCUCUGAACUACUGAGAGACAGAAUGGGUGUUUGUCUGGAAAUCCUUCAUGUAUUUGGGGAUCAAUUGUGUAAAGAAAAGAAAUUUGUGAAAAUAGAGAGACCCAAACUAGAUCCUGGAUCCUACAACAUAACUGAACUUUUGACUAAUGAGAUCAAUAAGUUAAACAUUCAACCAGUCAAAGACGAAUGGCCAAGUCUAGUGAAGACAGAGUCUGCUCCCAUCAAUGAACCGGCAGUCAUUGUUGACUCAGUCCCUGAAACAAUUACAAAUGUAUCACAAGACGAGGAAAAUAAUGACCUCAAUAAUACAGCAGAGUCAGAUGUAUCAUGUGAAGUCUCAAUCCCGGGUGACAUGGACGGUCUCCUUCGUUGGUGUUUGCUUUCAUUUCUUAAACUGGAGACUAAACAUGUUGAACUGCCGCUCAAGACGAACUUAUUAUACAAGAACCACCUCAUGCCGCUGUGUCCGUCCGACCGAACCUUAGAUGUUAAGAAGUCGAGCUUCAAGAAGAUGGGCAAGUUUCUGGAGGCCAUGCAACGGGAAGGCCUCAUCGAAGUCCGCGAGAUAGAGAAGGGAGUGGACGCCCUAGUGUCCGUGGCGACCUCUCACCCCCUCGUGACGUCACACCGCGCGGUCCGGAGGGCGGUGGGGGGGACGGCUGGCGGGGAGAGGGGGGCCGAGGACGAAUACGUGCCGCCCACCAUCAGGGAACUGUACUGUAUCACGGCCAACGUCGUGGACUUAUUCCAGCCUCUCAAGAAAGGCACGCCGUUGUCUGCGAGCGAGGUCCGCGUCACACUGACCGAGUACAUCAAGAGUCACGAGCUGGUCGCGCCACAACGCGGGUCAGUCGUACUGGACGCGACGCUCGCUAAGGUCACCGGGAGACGGCCGGAGGAGGUGAUGAAACGCGAGGAGGUAAUGUCGUGCGUCCUCGCGCGUAUGACGGCAGCCACUGAAACGUGCUUCGCCGACGGCACCCAACGCCUCAGUAAAGUGCGCCUGCAACCCAUCAGCAUGCAGGUCGUCAUGCGCAGCGGGAACAAGAAGGUAACUCUGGUUUCCAAUCUUCAAGACUACGGCCUGGAGCUUUCCUGCCUGACUCGCCAGUGGCAGGCAGGGGCAGGCGCGGCUUGUGGAGUCACACGCUCACCGGGCAGCAAACAUGAUCAGCUCAUGAUACAAGGGGAUCAGACUCAUUUUGUGGCUAAGAUGCUGAUAGAGAAGUAUGGGCUGCCCAAGAAGUUCCUCGAGGGAGCCGACAAGGCCUUGAAUAAGAAAAAGUAA
Messenger RNA from Danaus chrysippus (African queen), 1842 nucleotides. Lineage: Eukaryota; Metazoa; Arthropoda; Insecta; Lepidoptera; Nymphalidae. The record is from the annotation of a GenBank genome assembly.